Morone saxatilis (striped sea-bass) is the source of this 3106-nucleotide messenger RNA. RefSeq names its product solute carrier organic anion transporter family member 1C1-like. The record is from RefSeq and is a predicted model, not a curated record. Bases 35 to 2461 code for a protein of 808 amino acids. Gene Ontology annotation, molecular function: protein binding. Gene Ontology annotation, biological process: transmembrane transport; sodium-independent organic anion transport. Gene Ontology annotation, cellular component: membrane. NCBI's taxonomy places the organism in Eukaryota, Metazoa, Chordata, Actinopteri, Moronidae. The transcript is spliced from 14 exons.
GUAAACAGACCGGCAGACAAACGUUGAGUGUAGGAUGGAAGAGGCAACAGAGGACAGAGACAAGAUGACCAGCCAGCAGGCUCUGUGUGACCCUGACCAGAAUACCAGAAAACGCCCUGGCAUCUCCACUCUCAAAUUGUUUAUUGUGGCGCUGUCCUUCGCCUGUUUCUCCAAGGCUCUGAUAGGAACCUACAUGAAGAGCUCAAUCACUCAGAUUGAGAGACGUUUUGACCUCUCCAGCACACAUAUUGGACUCAUAGAUGGCAGUUUUGAGAUGGGCAACUUGUUGUUUCUUGCUGUGGUCAGCCAUUUUGGGGCCAAGCUGCAUCGGCCCAGACUCAUUGCUGUGGGUUGUUUUCUCAUGGCUGUAGGGGCCUUUCUCACCGGCCUGACGCACUUUUUCAUGGGACGCUACAAGUACGACACAAUCAUUCAGGUUUUCCAGAAUGACAGUGUGCACAUCACCGCCUGUGCGGAUCCUCUGAAAACAGAGGAUGUACCUGAAAUUCAGAUAGAGCCUUCUGUUGAAGACAACGCAGCCUGUGUAAGGGAGUCUGGUUCCAACAUGUGGAUCUAUGUGUUCCUUGGGAACGCUCUGCGAGGGAUUGGAGAAACCCCGGUCACACCUUUGGGAAUCUCCUACGUCGACGACUUUGCUAAAGCAGAAAACUCACCGUUUUAUAUAGCUUGUCUCCAGACCAUUACUCUGCUGGGCCCCAUGUUUGGUUUCCUCCUAGGCUCCUAUUGUGCCAAACUGUAUGUCGACAUUGGAUAUGUUGACAUGGAAAGUGUGACCAUCACUCCUAAAGAUGCCCGCUGGGUGGGAGCCUGGUGGAUGGGCUUCAUUGUGUCAUCUGCCCUCCUGCUCAUCUCCAGCAUUCCCUUCUGGUUCCUGCCCCGCUCACUGCCAAAGCAGGAGGGAGACAAGGACAGGCGCGAGAACCUCGAUGGGACAGAGGAUGCCCUCAACAACAAUCACAACCUCAAGCUGACUGACAUCGCUAAAGGUUUUCUUCCCUCACUGAAGCGUCUGUUGGGAACUCCUGCCUAUUUCCUGCUGCUCUGUGGGAGCAUCCUGAAGUUCAACUCUUUCAUCGGUCUGUUUACCUUCAAAGCCAAAUACAUGGAACAACAGUUUGGACAGUCCGCAUCCAGAGCCAACUUCCUCAUAGGUGUGUUGAACCUGCCAGCGGUGGCAGUGGGGAUCUUCCUGGGAGGGCUGCUGAUGAAGAGGUAUAAACUGAGUUUGGUGUCAGGAGCUCAGCUCUCCUUUGCCACAUCCUUUAUGGCAUACCUCCUCCUGCUGCUGCAGUUUGGCACCAAGUGUGAUAACAUUCCCGUGGCUGGGCUCACCAUCUCAUACAAUGGGACGCAGAGUGUGUCAAGCAACAGAGAAAUGCUCUUCUCAGAGUGUAACAGGGACUGCUCCUGUUCAGCAGAGGAGUGGGACCCUGUGUGCUCAGACAGUGGCAUCACCUACAUAUCUCCAUGUAUGGCCGGCUGCAUCAGCUCUAGUGGAUAUGGCAAGAACACAGUCUUUCACAACUGCAGCUGUGUGUCCGCCUCCUACCCAGCAGGCAGCAGUACGUCCGUGAGGCUGGGCCAGUGUCCCCAUGCCAAGGACUGCAGCCGAAGUUUCACCUCUUACAUGGCUGUAUCUGUCCUCAGCUCCUUUAUCAACUCUCUGGGAGCCACACCUGGCUACAUGGUCAUCAUACGAUGCAUCUCACCAGAGCUCAAAUCCCUUGCGUUGGGUAUCCAGACCUUGGUAACUCGGACUCUUGGUGGAAUCCCUGCACCGGUGUAUUUCGGAGCCUUGAUUGAUUCAACUUGCCUGAAGUGGUCGAUCAAGAAGUGUGGGGGCAGGGGGGCAUGCCGCAUUUAUGACUCUGCUAUGUACAGGAUCAUCUUCCUAGGUCUGAUCACUUGUCUCAGUGGUUCCUCAUAUUUCUUCAUCAUUGCCGUCAUCAUCCUCCUCAGACGACAGUUUCGGAAACCAGAGCGAGAAGCAGAGAAGCAGCAUACAAAAGCUUCCAAGGAAAUUGAACUUCAGGCCCCAUCAAAUUCCAUUGAGGACCAGCCAGGUUCUCUUAAAACUCCCAAACUGCCUUAUGCUCCCAAUGUUUGUGGAAGGAUCACAACAGAUCUGGAGGAGGGAGGGGAGGUUCAUGGAAAAGAGCAGCUCCUCCAAGAUGGCAGACUCAUCUCUACAAAUAACACCCAAGAGAGGCAACAGCUCCAAUCCCUGACAGAGACCACUGUUGAGUUGACUCCUCUUCCAAAUGAGGAAGCAAAGAGAGAGUCUGAGGGGCAGAGGUCAGAGGAGGAGGUGAAAGAGGGAAAAGAGUUUUGCAAGGAGACGACUGCACAGGUGGAAAAAGAGAAGCCGAACCAUCACGUGGAUGACAAAAACAAGUUAGAGAACGAAACGGCACACAGCAAAGAAACUGACAGCCCAUAAAACUAGGGUGUUCACCGAUGUGUCCUCAAUCACAAGAUCAAACAAGGCCAAGUGGAACCAUUGUAGAAAUGUUACAAAGUUUGGCCAAAAGUCACAUUUAUUUGGAAUAUCAAGAGGAAUUCCAUUUUCUUCUAAGCUACAGCACGCUCUGUGCUAACAGUAUUUCUUCCCUCUUGUAUUGUAUUACAGGAGUUGUUAAAUUACAAUUAGUCCUGAAGAGGAAAUGGGCUAUCAGUGGUGUGAUUUCCACAGCUAUAGAAACAUACUACAGUACUUUGUAUAAAUAUGGAAUAGCACUGGAUGUGCACAUUGACCAACAACUCAAACAAGUCAAAUAUUGACUCCUAACAAGGCCCUGAUUGAAAAACAUUAGAGAUUUUUGCUUUUUAUGUUAAUAAAUGAACUAUUAAAUGUGUGAUAUUAUAUUCACAUUAAAUUUUGCACUCUCGAAAACAAAUGAAAGCAAAGUUAACACAAUAUCAUGCUGUGGACAAAUAAUGAAAAUGAUCUUCCUGUUAGGUUUCUUCCUCAUGAGUGGUGUGCUAAAAGUACAAAUUGACAGCACAGUUUUUAAAUGUAUGUCAUUGUUUAUUUUUUGGCCACUUGGGGGCAGCACAACAAACUGUAAAUACAAUACUGACUCAU